AAUGAAAAAGAAAAAAAGAAAAAAAACAGUAAGAUGAAUGAUAUGAUUAACAAUAUUCCUUUCAAUCACUCUGCAAAUAUGAUGGAACAAAUAGAGAAAAAUCAAUUAGCUAUGAUUAAUGAUGAUGUUUAUGAAGUAUAUACAUCAUCUGAGUUCAUGAAUUACAUAGGAACUCCAUUAUCUUGUUCUGAAGAACGUUCUAAUUUUCAUUUAAUGGUUUUUUGGAGCAACAAUCAACCUCAAUCUAACUGUCUUGUAGAAGCGUCUGUGAAGCAAAAGAUCAAAGCAGCACUUCAGAGAAUAGAAACAUCCCAAGUAAUUUUACUACAGUUUUGGGGGCUGGAAAAUAUUGAAGGUAGAAAUUUUCUAUCAACUUCAGGACAACCAUUUGGUCUUAGAUAUCUAUAUAAAGGAUUAUGCUGGUAUAGAAAACACUGUCAAGGUUAUAAAUAUAGUACUGUUGAUCAUAAGGGCGAAAAUCAUGAACAAGGAACAACGGAAAAAGAUAAUCUUUUUGGUCCGCCUACACGAGUUUUCCAGCAAAAAUUGCCCGAGUCAAGUACUCAUGUGGGAUAUUACACGAACGAAGAGUUUCCAAUGAGGGAUCAUGCUGUCCAGUGCGGUGUUCGGACUUAUUUGGCUUUGCCUGUGUUUGAACCUAUUGAGAAGAAUUGUGUUGGUGUGAUUGAGCUUGUUACAGUUUGGAAAGGUGGCUACUUGACUUAUGAAGUUGAACGAGUACUGAAUCCGCUCGAGGGAGUAGAUCUCAAAUGUCCUAAAAUAUAUCUCAAUAAAGGCAGAAAAGUACAAGCAGGGAAACAAAAUGAAAGAGAGGAAAUCAAAACGAUGUUAAAAAUUGUGCGAGAAACACACAAGUUGCCUUUUGUUAGAGUCUGGAUUCCCUGUGUGAAUCUUGAAAUGGACCACAAUGGCAUGUAUGUGGGCUGCACCGAGCAUGCCAUUUCUGCAGGUAAUGAAGUUUACUUUGUCGCGGAUGAGGAAAUGGAUGCUGAUAAUCAUGUUUAUGACGAUUAUUAUUAUGAUGAUAUGUUAUGUUUCCGGGAUAUUUCCAAGUUACAACCUUUGCAGAAAGAUCAAGGGGUUGUUGGGAAAGCGUUUUCUUCUGACAAGUUGUGCUAUUGCAAGAACAUAACUGAAUUCAGCAUAAUCGAGUAUCCUUUGGUACACUAUGCACGCUGGUGUGGAUUGACUACUUCUUUUGCUAUCUGUUUGAAGAAUAGAGACGAUGCCUACAUAAUGGAGCUGUUUCUCCCCCCUGAUAACGCAGAUCCAACAAUCUUACUCGGAUCAAUUUUGUCUACAAUGGGACAGCAUUUUCGGAGUUUCAAAUUUGCUUCCGGUCAAGAACUAGGAAAUGAUUCACGUGUUCAAGUUGUUAAAGCUUCUUCAGAUAAGAAUGUGGAUUAUUUUCAUAUAUAUCAUCUAGCAAGUCCAUUUAUGCCUGAAGUAUUGCAAGCUGAAGAGCAAAGGAACCAACUAACAGAAGAGAAUAAAAAUCUCACAGGGAAAGAAGGCAGACAACCACCGAUGGCUCAAUCUGAUGUCUUAAGUAUCGAUCCACACAUUAUUUCAGAGAAGCAGUGUGUCGGUGUUACUCAUUUGCGAAAAGAAAGCAGAACCAGAAACAAAGAUUCUGUCAACUACGAUGAUCUCAAACUACAUUUUAACAAAAACCUUUCUGAUGCAGCUGAAAGCCUUCAAGUUAGUCGGUCUACACUGAAGCGAUUAUGUAGAAAGUAUGGUAUUCGAAGGUGGCCAUUAUCAAAACGGAAGAAGAAUACCAACUCAGAUAACCAGGCAUUGACUAUACUUCCAAAGAAGAACAAAUCAACAACUUCAGAAAUAACAACGUCACAUACAGAUCAUGAGAGUAGCAGCGGCAACAGUUGUUUCACAAUUAAGGCAACAUAUGGAGAUGAUAUGAUGAAGUUUAAACUGUACACAUUUUCAAGAAAAGAUGAUUUGGACAAUGAAGUGGCUAAGAGAUUGCAAUUACCAAUUGGAGGAUUUAGAAUAAAUUACAUGGAUGAAGAUAAUGAUAGGAUAUGGAUUGCCUGUGAUGAUGAUUUGAGGGAUUGUUUUAGUAAUGCACAAUCAUUAGGGAAGAACACAAUUAAGAUGUUGGUUUUACCAGCAGCUAUAAAUCAUCAUCUUGAAUUGUAAAUUACUUUGUCACAAAUUUAGUAAUUCUUUAGGUGCCUACGUUACGCUCUGCUGGGGUGUGGGUGAGAAGCCUCAUUAUACAUAUUAUUAUUAUAUUUGUUGUUUUAGCAAACAUUAUACAUAUGAUAUUUCAUAAUCUAGUGAUUGAAAGAUCUUCAAA
Molecule: messenger RNA, 2344 nt
Organism: Capsicum annuum
Lineage: Eukaryota; Viridiplantae; Streptophyta; Magnoliopsida; Solanales; Solanaceae
Product: protein NLP6
Exons: 6
Coding region: 34-2184 (716 amino acids)
Molecular function (GO): DNA-binding transcription factor activity; protein binding
Source: RefSeq, a predicted model, not a curated record